GUUCAGGGGGCCAUGGACAGCUGGUACGCGUGGCUGUCGCGGACGGGGCUGGCGCCGUCGCUGGCGCACGAGUACGGGCGCCUCUUCAGCCGGAACAAGCUGGAGCCCCGGGACGCGCCGCACUUCGACCACGACCUGCUCAAGAGCAUGGGCAUCGCCGUCGCCAAGCACCGCCUCGAGAUCCUCAAGCUGGCCAGGAAGCAGGACGCCGGCGCCUCGUCGUCCGCGGCCUCGCGGCUCGGGCGCAGGGCCACCAGGUGCCUGUCCCGGUGCGCGCGCCGGCUGGCAGGAGGCGGCGCGUGGAGGGCCGCGUCGUCGUCGGUCACCGUCGUCCCGAGGAUCUGCGGCGGCGAAGACGCCGUCCGCGUCGGAGCAGUGCAGCGGAAGGGCACUGGUAGCGGCACCACCAAGAAGAUGGUGCUCAUGAUCACCGACGGCGGCGUCGCCGGAGGAGGGUACGGCUACGGCCUCAGAGGCCGUGGCGGCGCGAGGCUGUCGUCGGCGUCGUCGCAGAAGGCGAGUCUGAUGUUUCAUGACGGGUACCAAGACGAGGAGGAGGAGAUGGGAGACGACGAGGACGAGGACGGCGGCGCCGGUGACGGCGACAUCAAGUGGGACUCCAUGUUUCAGGACCUCAAACCCACGUGAGGAUGAAGUUCUCCGAUCUCCAGACUCCGGCUGCUGGAGUUUGAUGUUGCUGCGUGAGUGAGUCGGUCGUCAUGGCUUUGCUUGUGGGCUUCUGGUGUGAGAGAAUUUUAACAACUCUCCUCAUGCUGUCUGUCGUUCUCCCUUCCCUGAGAAGAGAACGUAAUGUCGAAAAUGUGUAUUUUCCUCCACUGGUUUUGCGGUGUUAAAGCUUGAGCAAGAACCAUAGGUGCCUGAUCACUGCAAUUGCAAGACCAUAUUUAAAUGUUGUCGGGGUUUUUU
Molecule: messenger RNA, 927 nt
Organism: Zea mays
Lineage: Eukaryota; Viridiplantae; Streptophyta; Magnoliopsida; Poales; Poaceae
Molecular function (GO): protein binding
Source: RefSeq, marked validated